AUGACAUUCUGCGAUCAACGUCCUGGAAAUGUCACACAGCUCGAUCUGACCUAUCUGGCUUGCUACGAUCGGUUCGAAAACAUGAAAGCAUGUUUCUGGCACAACCUUUCUCAGGAGCAAGAAACAGAGCAAGAAGCGAUUUCUUCACAAGAAGACGAAGCCGAAGAAACUCUGACGCAAGAGGAAGAGCGCCCUCAUUUGAGGGUUGGCGGCAGUGCCCGUACAUUCCGAGCGAAGACUUUCAACUAG
Messenger RNA from Cylicostephanus goldi, 249 nucleotides. The record is from the annotation of a GenBank genome assembly. NCBI's taxonomy places the organism in Eukaryota, Metazoa, Nematoda, Chromadorea, Rhabditida, Strongylidae.